Malania oleifera is the source of this 1575-nucleotide messenger RNA. RefSeq lists its product as uncharacterized. The transcript has 2 exons. The record is from RefSeq and is a predicted model, not a curated record. NCBI's taxonomy places the organism in Eukaryota, Viridiplantae, Streptophyta, Magnoliopsida, Santalales, Ximeniaceae. Bases 1 to 1575 code for a protein of 524 amino acids.
AUGGCUGCACAUUUCAGCUCAUUUGCAGCUAAAAUAAGGGCCCUUCACCGUGAACCACCUAUGCUAGACCCACCCAAAGGCAAUUAUAGACCACGACCAGCUUAUAAUGACACUAAGAAUGACAAUGAUUUGGUGCAAAUCCGACCAGCUAGGCUCGAAUUUCCUAAGUUUGAAGGCAAUAAGCUCAAUGUCUUGAAUGAUCAGGUGCAUACAUUGGAGGAAAUUUUGAAUGAGGGAGAUGAAGGAGUAAUAAAAAACCAUGAUGAAUUGCGAGCUAAUCCGAAUGAAGGAAACACACCUGAAAUUACUCUCCAUGCUAUGGUUGGGUCUAUUAGUCCCAAAACCAUGAGACUUGUGGGGAAAAUUAAGGGGGAGCAAGUGGUAAUUAUCAUUGAUAGUGGGAGCACUCAUAAUUUUGUGGAUUUAGCUGUCAUUAAGAAGUUGAAUUGGCCAUUUAAAGCACAAGGGCAGAUUCGGGUGAGGGUUGCUAAUGGGCAAGAAAUGACUAGUGAAGGAAGGUGUUUGAAUCUUCCCAUAACCCUUCAAAGGUACAUGGGGAAAGUAGAUGUGUAUAUGCUUGUUUUGGCUGGUUGUGAUAUGGUGUUAGGAGUACAAUGGCUUAGCACUUUGGGUCCUAUUCUAUGGGAUUUCACUAAAAUGACUAUGUGGUUUACUUGGAAUGAUGCACCAUUGGUGCUACAAGGAUUAACAUCAAAAAACUUGUUGGAGGAGCAAUUGUUCUACAAAAAGCAUCCCUUAGGAGUGACAUUACAGCUGCUGGACCAAGCUAAAGAGGAAGAGAAAGGAGCUGAAGAUGAUGUUAUAUCUACAGUUUUGACCAAUUUCCAGCGUGUCUUCGAAGACCCUAAAGGGUUACCACCUAGAAGAGCUCAAGAUCAUGCCAUAUCUUUGAUUGAGGGAGCACAAUCAAUUUGUGUUCAACCUUACCGUUACCUAUUUUUUCAAAAAGAAGAGAUAGAGAAGAUUAUCCGGGAGUUGUUGGGAUUAGGCACUAUUAGGCCAAGCCAAAGCCCAUUUUCUUCCCCCGUUCUGUCGGUAAGGAAAGCAGAUGGUACUUGGCGUAUGUGUGUGGAUUAUAGGGCCUGGAACCUAGUCAUGGUUAAGGACAAAUUUCCGAUACCCGUGAUCAAUGAAUUAUUGGAUGAAUUGAAUGGGGCGAAUAUUUUCUUUAAGCUGGAUUUAAGGUCCAGUUAUCAUCAAAUUCGAGUUAAGGAUGAAGAUAUUCAAAAUACAGCAUUUAGGACACACGAGGGUCAUUAUGAGUUCCUAGUGAUGUCGUUUGGGUUGACCAACACACCAUCCACUUUCCAAUCGCUGAUGAAUGAGAUAUUUGUGCCCUUCCUAAGAAGGUUUAUCUUGGUUUUCUUCAAUGACAUUCUAAUCUAUAGUAGGAGCAUGGAGGAGCAUGUUAGGCACUUGGAAGUGACUUUGAAGCUGCUGGAACAGCACCAGCUGUAUGCAAAACGAUCCAAAUGCAUAUUUGGAUGCAAGCAAGUUGAAUAUUUGGGUCAUUUGGUGUCUAAGGAGGGAGUGCAAGCCAACCCUCAAAGUUGA